Molecule: messenger RNA, 672 nt
Organism: Ceutorhynchus assimilis (cabbage seed weevil)
Lineage: Eukaryota; Metazoa; Arthropoda; Insecta; Coleoptera; Curculionidae
Source: the annotation of a GenBank genome assembly
AUGAAAGAAGCUAUUUUGAAUAUAUUCAAUAAAAACAUGUCUUUAAGGGCAGCGGCCCAAGAUUUCAAUUUGAAAAGAUCAACUUUACAAUCUCGGAUAAAAAACAUUCUGAAAUCGAUGACAGCCGAAGAAUUUGUACAGAAGUAUGACGACGAUGGAUACGACAGCGAAACAGAAAAAAAGGGAAAAGUAAAAGCAGAAAAAAAAAAUGGCAAACUGAAGAGGAAUAACGAUCAUUUGUCAUCAGAUACUACAGCGGAAAUUAAAAAAGCAAAAAUUCAGAGAAUUAAAAAAAAAGUUUUUGAAGAGAGUUCCAGUAGUGAAUCAGAAAAUGAUAUUCAUUUGGAUGACAGCGGUGACAACGAGAGUUUUGAGUCUCUUCAAGACGAUGAUGAGGUAAACAUUAACAGCUACAUACUAGUCAAGUUUUUGGUUAAAACAGCAUCCAUUUACUAUGUUGGAAUUGUAGUAGAUAAUAUAUCCGAUAAAAAAUUUAAAGUGAAAUACUUGAGACGCAGAGGUAACAGUAACAAAUUUUAUUUUCCACAAAUUGAGGAUAUAGAGACUUGCGAACAAUCAGAUAUUUACGCUAAGCUCAGGAUAUACUCUAAAGCUCGUAGAGAUUCAACCUUGACAUUUUAUCAUAAUUUUGAAGGUAUUAAUGUUAAGUGA